Molecule: messenger RNA, 3488 nt
Organism: Xenopus laevis (African clawed frog)
Lineage: Eukaryota; Metazoa; Chordata; Amphibia; Anura; Pipidae
Exons: 17
Coding region: 49-3243 (1064 amino acids)
Source: RefSeq, a predicted model, not a curated record
CAAUAUGAGAAGUUAAAACAAAGUUCCUGCAUCUUUUGCUUAAAAAACAUGACUUGGUGUGUGAUGCCUGCUGGUACCAUGUCUCUUCUGGGGCUCCUGAUUUUGCUCUCAGUCAUGACUACAGAAAAUGCAGGAGCACCCGAAAGAGCCAUAGUGAGCUUCUCCCCAAACUGGAUCAAAGUAUUCCAAAAUGAAUCUGUAACUAUGACUUGUAAUGUAGAUUCCUCUGCACAAGGAGACCUGGGUUAUUCCUGGUAUAAAGAUGGGACACUGAUGAGUAUAAAGCAAAAUAAGUUUACAAUAGUCACUGCCCAAGAGAGUGAUGGUGGGAAAUACCAAUGUAAGACCAAUAAGAAUGACCUGAGUGUAGCUAUUCCACUGAUAGUUACUAAAGAUUACAUUGCCCUAAAGGUUCCCAUUUUUGUGUUUGAAGGGGACGAUUUAUAUUUUAACUGUGCCGGGUAUCCUGGGUAUGAGGUUGGAGAUGCUGAACUGUACAAAGGAGAUCAGUCUAUAAGUUCCUCGCACUCUGGAAAUUUCCACAUUGGAAGAGUAACCAUGGCAAUGAAUGGCACUUACAGAUGCUAUAGAUCAGUGAAACACAAUGGCUUUUAUAAUCGAGAGAGCAGUUUGUCCAUGAUAAUUCCUGUAAACGAGCUCUUCCCAAAGCCAAAAAUAUCCAUUAAUUCAGAUAGCACGAGUGAGAUUAAUGAAGGGGAUCCACUUAUGAUAAAGUGUGACACCAAGCUCAACCCUCACAGAGCGACUACAGAGCUACAGUUUGUUUUCUACAGAAAUGGGCACAAUGUGCAGGGAUUCAGUUUAUCCAACCAAUAUGGAGUCCCCUCAGCUCAGCUGGAACAUUCUGGGAAUUAUACCUGUGAAAUAAAAGCUCAAUCUGGGAGUGUGAAGAAGAAGAGUGAUCCAAAAAGUAUCCAGAUAAAGGAGCUCUUCCAAAAGCCAAAAAUAUCCAUUAAUUCAGAUAGCACGAGUCAGAUUAUUGAAGGGGAUCCACUUAUGAUAAAGUGUGACACAAAGCUCAACCCACACAGAGAGACUACAGAGCUACAGUUUGCUUUCUACAGAAAUGGGCACAAUGUGCAGGGAUUCAGUUUAUCCAAACAAUAUGGAGUCCCUUCAGCUCAGCUGAAGCAUUCUGGGAAAUAUACUUGUGAAAUAAAAGCUCAAUCUGGGAGUGUGAAGAAGGAGAGUGACCCAAAAAGUAUCCAGAUAAAGGCACAGAAGCUUUCUGGUGUGAGUGUGAGUCUUGAGCCAACAGGAGAGCAGGUUAUUGCUGGGGAGAAGUUGGAGAUUCUCUGCUCAGUGGAAAAGGGAAUGGGAUUAUUGAGUUAUUCCUGGUGUAAACAAUACAAUCUCAGCUGUGACACCAAAGAGGCUACAGUUUUGGAGCAACGGUUUGUGGUAGAAAGUGUUUCUGAAGAUUAUGGAGGAGAAUAUCAGUGCACCGUUACCAGAGCUGAUACUCAGGAUUCCAUCCAAAGUGCCAACAUCUCCAUCUCUGUCCAAGAGAAGAGCUAUGCAGUGUUGGGAAUAGUAAGCACAGUGUCUUUCCUGGUUCUACUUUUUGUUACUGCCAUUGUUGCCUUCAAAUACAGGAGCAACAUCUGUUGCCAUUCCACAAAAAGCUCAGGUGGCUCUGUAACUAAAGACCAGUGCGGGACUGGACCAAGACAACAAGCUGAUGACCAUUACACAACACUUGAACAUAUGAAACCCAGUGCAGAACAGCCAGUGUAUGACUAUAUCAUUAUUCAAGAUGCCACUCAUGGAACAGAUGUGUGCAACGAUUACUACAGUAAAUAUACAGCUUCUUCUUUUCCAAAGAAUAAUAUUGAUGAAGUUUCUGUUUCUUACACUGCUGAAAAGAAUAAAUCCACCAUAGCUUUCCAGCAUCAUGAAGAACCUGAUUCUUCCAUCUACGAGAACUUCAGUGCCUCAUAUUACCUCGCCCUGAAAGUUCCCCCAUUUGUGUUAGAAGGGGACAAUUUAUAUUUUUCCUGUGCCGGGUAUCCUGAUUAUGAAGCUGGGGAUGCCCAUCUGUACAAAGGAGAUCAGUCUAUAAGUUCCUCGAACUCUGGGAGUUUCCAUAUUGGAAGAGUAACCAUGGCAACGAGAGGUGUCUACACAUGUUAUAGAUCAGUAAAGCACACUGGCAUUUAUUAUGAGAAAAGAAGCAGUGUGAAUAUUCUCGUAAAUGAGCUCUUCUCAAAGCCAGUAACAUCUGUAAAUUCAGGUAACCCGAGUCAGAUUAAUGAAGGAAAUCGCAUGACCAUAACAUGUGACACAAAGCUCAGCCCACACAGAGCGACUAUAGAGCUGCAAUUUGCUUUCUACAGAAAUGGGCACAAUGUGCAGGGAUUCGGUUUAUCCAACCAAUAUAGAGUCUCCUCAGCCCAGCUGGAGCAUUCUGGGACAUAUGCUUGUGAAAUAAGUGCUCAAUCUGGGAGUGUAAAGAAGAAGAGUGACCCAAAAAGUAUCCAGAUAAAAGCACAGAAGCUUUCUGGUGUGAGUGUGAGGCUUGAGUCGGCAGGAGGACAGGUUGUUGCCGGGGAGAAGUUGGAGAUUCUCUGCUCAGUGGAAAAGGGAAUGGGAUUAUUGAGUUAUUCCUGGUGUAAACAAUCCAGUCUCAGCUGUGACACCAAAGAGUCUUCAGCUUCAGAGCAACGGUUUGUGGUAGAAAGUGUUGCUGAAGAUUAUGGAGGAGAAUAUCAGUGCACCGUUACUAGAGCUGCUACUCGGGAUUCCAUCAGCAGCACCAACAUCUCCAUCUCUGUCCGAGGUACAAAUCUAUUCCAUCAAAUGCAACCUUUUCUUACAUCUAAUGUCCUGGAUCGGUUACUUCUGAUUUAUUUCUUGGUAGAAUUUAAGAUAGGCAAGCCGGAGCUAAAACUUAGACCUGGUAAAGUAGCUGUGGGGGAUUCUGUGGAUCUUCUCUGUGAGUCCAGAAGUGGAUCUUUCCCAGUUGAUUAUGAAUUCUAUCACGUGAAUGAUUUGAUAGGGAAAGGUAAAGCCAAAAAUAAGGAGCAGGCAGCGUUUCAUGUGACUGUCACCUCCAUCACCAUGACUGGACCCUACUACUGUGCCUUGCGAAAUGAGGUCUCCAGAAAAAUGCAGCUCAGUGAGGGAGUUGUUUUGUCUGUGAUGGGUGAGUGCUUUAACCUAGAUUCUUCCAGCCAUAAAACCAAAAGUUGCUGCAUAAAUCUUGAGCUUUUUGGAUGUUGACUGCAUUUGCAUAUGUUCGUUGUUUAUUUAUUUACUCACAUUUUGUGCAGAUGUAGCACCGUUUCACAUUAUAAAGUUGUUCCUAGGAUUUGCAUUUCUUCUUCCUGCCCAUGUAGUUCUAUAUCUCAGGGAAUAUUACAGCCUUAAUGUUCUAACAGAACCAGUGGCAGAUGCCAGAAUUACCCCUGGGGAAGAUGAACUUGCAGUGACAGUGGAAGACAAUCUGUGCUUAACCUGUUCUGUAG